Botrytis fragariae is the source of this 1314-nucleotide messenger RNA. Its product is annotated as putative chromatin assembly factor 1 subunit protein. NCBI's taxonomy places the organism in Eukaryota, Fungi, Ascomycota, Leotiomycetes, Helotiales, Sclerotiniaceae. The record is from RefSeq and is a predicted model, not a curated record. Gene Ontology annotation, molecular function: histone binding. Gene Ontology annotation, biological process: regulation of gene expression. The coding region runs from base 1 to 1314 and encodes 437 amino acids. The transcript has 7 exons. Gene Ontology annotation, cellular component: cytoplasm; nucleus; Rpd3L-Expanded complex.
AUGGCCCCUCAGUCAGAAGAUCCUGACGUGAACAUGAAUCAAUCGGUAGAUGAUAAUGAAGAUAUGGAACAAAAGAUUAUCAAUGAGGAGUACAAAACAUGGAAGAAGAACAGUCCUUUCCUCUACGAUAUGAUUUUAAGCACUGCGCUCGAAUGGCCUACCUUGACAACUCAAUGGUUUCCUGAUGUUAAAGAACCAGCAGGGAAGAACUAUUCCGUCCACAGACUUCUUAUCGGUACUCAUACCUCGAACGGCGCACAGAACUAUCUACAAAUUGCCAAUGUCGAGUUGCCAAAAAAUGUCACCCCAAACCAUGUUGAUUACGAUGAGGAUCGAGAGGAGAUUGGAGGUUAUGGGAAAUCAUCAUCUGGGGAACAGGCAGCGAUUAAAAUGACCAUCGAGCAGAAGAUCGAUCAUCCGGGAGAGGUUAACAAAGCCAGAUACCAGCCACAAAACCCAAAUAUUAUAGCUACUAUGUGUGUUGAUGGCAGAGUUUUGAUCUUCGAUCGUACCAAGCACAGUAGCCUUCCUAAAGGUGUUGUCAGCCCACAAAUUGAGCUUAUAGGACACAAGAAGGAGGGAUUUGGUUUAGGCUGGAAUCCACACGUUGCUGGUGAGCUUGCGACUGGUAGCGAAGACAAAACAGUCCGAUUAUGGGAUCUCAAUACUUUGCAGGCGAACGACAACAAGUUGAAGUCGAGUAAAGUUUACACCCACCACACUUCUAUCGUUAACGAUGUCCAAUAUCACCCCUCCCACAAAUCUUUGAUUGGAACAGUCUCAGAUGAUUUGACUUUACAAAUCCUCGAUAUCAGACAACCAGAUACAGAUAAAUCAGUUAGCACAGGCAAAGGUCAUACUGAUGCCAUCAACGCACUCGCUUUCAACCCUGCAUCAGAAUUUGUCCUAGCUACCGCAUCAGCAGACAAGACCAUUGGUCUUUGGGAUUUGAGAAAUCUCAAAGAGAGGCUUCACACACUGGAAGGCCACAUGGAUGCUGUUACUUCGCUUGCUUGGCACCCAACUGAAGAGGCUGUAUUGGGAAGUGGCAGUUAUGAUCGCAGAGUCAUUUUCUGGGAUCUUAGCAGAGUUGGCAUGGAGCAAUUACCAGAUGAUCAGGAUGAUGGACCACCUGAGUUAUUAUUUAUGCACGGAGGUCACACAAAUCAUCUUGCUGACUUUAGCUGGAACCAAAAUGAACCAUGGGUAGUAUGUAGCGCAGCAGAAGACAAUCUAAUUCAAAUUUGGAAGGUCUCAGAAGGAAUUGUAGGAAAGGAUAUUGAGGAAAUUCCUAUGGAUGAGCUGGAGCACUAG